CUACGUGUUCUAGUCCCUCCCUGUUUUCGAUGGCCAUGUGAGUUUGCCUGGUCUGUAGUUUCCUGUGGAUGUCAACGGUGACUAACACAGGACCUCAUUAUUUACCGAUGUAUUAUUAAUCGAUCGCAGUCUGGAUUGAUAGGUUUCGCUGUGAUGGUCAGUUAGCGGCUAACACGAGAGAUGGCGGCUCUGUGGCGGCUCGCGCCUCGCCUUCUGACCCUGAGGAUCUGCAGAUCAAUCGGGCACAAGACCGACGAGCUCCUGAAGAACGAGUUGGUUCAGAGACACAUUAAACGUGUGAUCGACGAGCAGAAGUGUAUUUCUAGUCGUUUAGAGAGCGGACAGGUGCCAGAGUCUGACAGGAGAGGGUUAAACCUGCGGCUAGUCGAAGUGUCGAAGAUUGUCAAAGCGUUUGAGAAAACUCAACUAGCCUUCAGAGAGCUGACCGAGAUACAGACUCUCAUUCACAACACCAGAGCUGAAGACCAGCAGAUGCUUUUGCUGCUCCGAGAGGAACAUGAAGAGCUGAUCAGAAGAACAGAGAAGCUGAACAAGGAGCUGAUAGAGACGCUGGUUCCUGCUGAUGAUCUCGACAGCAGAAGCGUCAUCCUGGAGGUGGCAGCAGGACGAACCACCGGAGGAGACAUCUGCCAGCAGUUCACCAGAGAGAUAUUUGACAUGUACCAGGGCUUUGCCUCCUACAAACACUGGGACUUUGAGCUCUUCAAUUACACUCCGGCAGAUUACGGUGGUGUCCAUCACGCGGCCGUGAGGAUCUCCGGAGGGUCUGUGUACCGCUGGCUGAAGUUCGAGGGGGGGACACACCGAGUGCAGAGGAUUCCUGAAGUGGGUCUGUCGUCACGCAUGCAGCGCAUUCACACGGGAACCAUGACGGUCAUAGUGCUGCCGCAGCCUCGUGAUGUGGACAUUCACAUCGCAUCUAAAGACCUGCGCAUCGACACCUUCAGAUCACGCGGUGCAGGUGGUCAGAGCGUCAACACCACGGACAGCGCUGUCCGCAUAGUUCACCUGCCCACAGGUGCGUCUGAGCUAGUGUCCCGCUACAGGUGCGUCUGAGCUAGUGUCCCGCUACAGGUGCGUCUGAGCUAGUGUCCCGCUACAGGUGCGUCUGAGCUAG
Molecule: messenger RNA, 1138 nt
Organism: Carassius auratus (goldfish)
Lineage: Eukaryota; Metazoa; Chordata; Actinopteri; Cypriniformes; Cyprinidae
Product: peptide chain release factor 1, mitochondrial-like
Exons: 6
Coding region: 181-1077 (298 amino acids)
Biological process (GO): mitochondrial translational termination
Cellular component (GO): mitochondrion
Molecular function (GO): translation release factor activity
Source: RefSeq, a predicted model, not a curated record